Trichoderma virens Gv29-8 is the source of this 6015-nucleotide messenger RNA. RefSeq lists its product as uncharacterized. NCBI's taxonomy places the organism in Eukaryota, Fungi, Ascomycota, Sordariomycetes, Hypocreales, Hypocreaceae. Gene Ontology annotation, biological process: small GTPase-mediated signal transduction. The transcript has 3 exons. The coding region runs from base 1 to 6015 and encodes 2004 amino acids. Gene Ontology annotation, cellular component: plasma membrane; cytoplasm. The record is from RefSeq and is a predicted model, not a curated record. Gene Ontology annotation, molecular function: guanyl-nucleotide exchange factor activity; small GTPase binding.
AUGCCCUGGCAGCCUCUCCCCCGGAUCGCCUUCGCCGUCGCGACCUACCCUUUCACAGCCGCGAGCCCGGCCGAUCUGCCGCUCGAAAUUGGCGAUGAGCUUUAUAUAAUCGAAGAGACGCCGGACGGCCACUGGCUGCGCGGCUACCUCGUGGCGCCUCCCAGUCUGCUUGCUGGUCUGACAUCGGUCAAGGGACAGACGCUGGAAGCUCGCGUCUUCAGCGGCAUCUUCCCGAGAAGCUGUGUGGAGGUUCGAGAGCUGCUUGGCGAAACAGAUGAACGACACGAUGAAGAUUUUGCGAGCGAUAGCGGCAUUGAUGAUCGCCCCGGUAGCGAUUCUGCCAAGAGUGGCAUAGAGUCCAAAGGCCAGGACAGGACGGCGGAUUCGAGCCAGUGGAAGAAGACUUUGCGAGACCUCACAGGCGACGCGGCUAAGAACCUCUCAGUCCCGGUUCGCAGAGAUCCCAAUGCGCCUCGGCCCCCAGCGCCUGUUCCGAUGCUCAAGAUUGGUGACGAGACGCCAACCUCGGUAGAUGAGCCACUGGUUGAUGAAAUCGCGUCCUGCUUGCGAGAAUGGCACUCCAAAUACCUACACGAACUGCUCCUUUCCCGACAGUAUGCAAAGCUUGAAAAAUUAUCACAGCUCGUGAACUCCUUGAAUCUCCACCGCCAGCAGUUUCUCUACAAUGUUCUUACCGCGCACGAAUACGAGCGACUGCGAGAGAAGACGGUCUGGGACCUCGUCACAGUCAACAAGCUGUGUGGUGGUGAGGUGGUUGUGCGAGAUCCGGCAGCGCGCGGCAGAGUUCUGACAGCAGAUGACUCUGUUGUCGACGUUACCAAGCUCCAGUCGGUUAUGAGCCUGCUAGACGAGCCUCCCCAAACCACAGUCGAGCAGGCGAGUUUGAAUCACAUCUUGCUGGACGUCAAAGGCUUUGCGGGAAGCUCCACCGAGGAGACAACGAUUGUGGCCUACCUUGUCAGCAAACCGCAAUAUGCAAAGGGAUCCAACCUCUCCGAGUGUUUCAGCAUUGAGAUCCCCGCUGGCGGCUCAAUCAGCGGUCUUGCACAAAGCGCAAGCACCAAAACGCUGUUCAUGGAUCUCUCCGCUCAUGACAUUGGCGAUGCCCCGUCCGCUGACUCCGAGCUGUACCUUGUUGUGAAGGUGUUGGCAUCACAGCACAUCUUUAUUCCCCAACCUUUAUCUCGAUCUGGUACCGACAGCAGUUUUACGAGAGAAAACGUAAAAACGCCGCCAGCAAGCUCAGGAAAGGCUUCUAGGAGAAGCAUGAUGUGGGGGAGUAAAAGCGGGCGAACGGCCUUUUCCCGAGGAAACGCAAUGAACAAAAUGGAUUCCGUAUCCGAGCAGCAGGAGGGGAGACCUUCUACGACUCGUCUGGACAGCCAAGACGGGAGCAGCCAUCCGCCAAGUACUGCCGGAUCCAAAAGUACUUCGGCAGCGAGUCUUCAUGAAUCAGGACAGAUUGUUGAGCGUACCGUUGGCGUUGGAGUUCUGAAGCUCAAUUCCAUCAUGAAGCAAACAGAAGAGGUUGAGCAGGUCGUCAACAUCUGGUCGCCGUCGCUCGGCUACUCCCAGACCGAUAGGGAAGCUGCCGAAGAGUUUGAUCCCUUGAUUCGGGAGCUGAUCACCAGUACUUCCGGCCAAUAUGAAAAGUCAAGGAGCGGCGAGCGGCUACAGGUUUCUCUUAGGAAAUUCCAUCAUCCGGACGCGGAUGGGCUGAUCAAGGCCACACCCACCAUCUUGUCUGGUGUCUCAAAGACGAGCAGAAUCGGCUUUGCUGCCGCACCAACCAAGUCAAGAUCAGACAUAUAUCUCACGCUCAACAUUGCCGCCCUGGCAAAGCAACAUCUCAUUUCGAGAUAUGCAGGCAGUGCAAUAAAUCUGCCCAGCACAGUCAACGGAUCGAACUUGCAGCUUACUCUAGAGAUUCGCCAGUCCUCUGGUGAACGAUUUGAGAGAUGCAUCUUUACAUCUUCCAAUACCGAGGCGCUGACCACGUUUAAGUCUUGUGCUGUGGAAAGAGGCGAGGCUUGGAAUCAGACGCUCCGCUUGUCGCUGCAGCCAAGCGACGUAAUGAAUGCCCACGUGGUCAUGUUCUUGUCGGAUAUGCCAAACCCACCAUUUGCCGUUGCGCAUAUGCCCCUAUGGGAGGGCCAAGCCUUCAUUCGUGACGGGCCCCAUGGACUUUUGCUCUAUAAAAUAGACGAGUUCACCUCCACUGCGCAGGCAGGCCCCUCGGGUAAAGGUGGAUAUCUUUCCGUUCCUUGGGCACCGCGAGGCAAAGAUGGGUCAGUUGAGGUCACUGGGCCGCUUGCUGUGAUGCUGGUUGAUACCUACCUUUGCAGCACAAAGUUUUCUCAGGACAGAGUUAUCCUUGGGCUUUUGAAAUGGAAAGAUUUGCCCAAGGACGAAAUCCCCGCUAUUCUGAGACAGAUUAUCUUUGUCUCGGAGAUUGAGGUCGUGAAACUCCUCAGCGAUGUGCUAGAUGGGCUCUUUGGAAUCCUUGUGGAGCACUCUGGGAAUGACGAGUAUGAAGACUUAGUGUUUACGGCCAUGGUUAGGGUACUUGGAAUCGUACACGAUCGACGAUUCAACCUGAGUCCCUUGGUUGACCAUUAUGCGGAAACCCAGUUCAACUAUCCCUUUGCUACCCCUUGUCUGAUACGGUCUUUCACCCGGCUUCUCAAACGUCCCACGGAGCCCGAGACAGCUCGCAAGCUGCGCGCGACUUUUAAAGUCGUCAGACACAUUCUGAAAUUCAUCACGCAAUCCCGAGGUCAACAAAAAGUAAAGGAAGCGGGGAUAGGAAUCAAAUCCUCUACCCAGGGGUUUACUAGGAGCCUCCGAAGCAUUUUCAAAGCACUUGACGCAAUGAUGCGAAACUCGGCACCAGCACUUGUUGGUAGUCAAACGCUGGCGGUGCAGCACUUCCACACUUGGCUGCCAGAGCUGACAGGUCUCUUGACGACGGAAGAGAUUCUGCACAUUGCCAUUGAUUUCAUGGAUUCGUGCAAAGAGGUCAAGGGCAAGCUUAUCAUUUACAAGCUGUGCCUUAUUAUCAACUAUUCUAAGCUAGAUAUAUUUGCUCAUCCGGAGCAGAAGUCUGCGCUUAGUGCCAACACUGUGCGAUGGAUCUCUCCUCACUGGGGUCAUACUGAAGAGGUCAAUGAUCAGUGGCGAGAGCAAAUUCGAUUGUGUUGUUCUAUCCUCGCUAGUCAGAUCGAACAUCUGGGCCCAGAAAUCCCUGAUCAUAUCCCCAACAUUGUCGAUUCGUACCUAGCGAUUCUCGCUUCCCCGCAGAAACCUAGAAACAAGCUCUCGCUUUUGUUUCCUUCAUCAUAUCCCUUCCCUACAAAGCCCAUAGCUGAAGAGAUAUCCUUUGAUGAAUCUCUAGCUGAAUUGUCUGCGGUGCUGUCUGCCCUAGCGAACUCACCUUCGGGCAUGCAACUGGAACUAGCUUCUGAGGAUGACUUGACAACCCUUUUGGAGAAUCUGCUCAAAGUACAAAUGAGUAUUUUGACUGGCGAAGCAUUCCCGAAUGGAUGGCUAAGUGUGCUCAUCUAUCACCACAAGUCGACGAUGCGGAUCUUGCAGUACCUGGCUAGUAUUCUUCUAGAAUCUUGUCUACCCGAUCCUGAUGAAGCAGAAUCGUUCAAUACCGAGCUUUGGAAGCUGUUCUUCACAACACUAUUGAAGCUUGUGGGAAGCUCCUCACUUGCUCUGGAGACAUUCCCCGAGCAGAAGAGAAGAGCAGUGUGGAAGAUUGCUGGUGAUGUACGGGAGCACGGAGCUGAUCUUUUACGAAGGAUGUGGGAGGCUAUCGGCUGGGAAACUACAUCUGAGGAGCGUGAAAAGUACGGACUCAGCAAUAUUGGUGGAUACCAAGUACAAUACGUCCCAACUCUGGUUGGCCCUAUCGUAGAGCUCUGUUUGAGUGUCCACGAAGGCCUCCGUAGGAUGGCGGUUGAAGUUCUACAGACCAUGAUUGUGAGCGAGUGGACCUUGAGUGAGGACCUAUCUGUGAUUCAGACAGAACUCAUUGACUCAUUGGACACUUACUUCAAAUCGAACCCGCUCACAGAGAGCAUCCUCCAGAAACUGUUUAUCGCAGAACUGCUUGAACGGUUCCAGCCUCUCUCAGAGGUUGCAGAAGAGCCUCUCUACGCGGCUGUGCGUGAGCUUGUUGGUACCUUGGAUGAGUUCCUCGAUUUGCUAGUGGCCGUGCACAGUGGUGGUGAUGGUAGCGGUGAAGCCUCUAACAUUAUUAACCGACUUCGACUCAUGGAGUUCCUGCGUGACAUGCAGAAGGAGGACAUUUUCAUUCGUUAUGUCCACCAGCUGGCGAAGUUGCAGGCCGAGUCUAGGAAUCACACAGAGGCUGGUCUAGCGCUUCGCCUUCAUGCGGAUCUCUAUGAAUGGGACCCGAUUGGACAUGUUCCAGCACUGGCUGAACCGCAGUUUCCAGCGCAGUCUCCAUUUGAGCGCAAAGAGAGAAUCUAUUUCGAGAUGAUCAAGCAUUUCGAGGAUGGAGAAUCUUGGAGCAACGCUCUGACUGCGUAUAAGGAGCUCCAGGUUCAGUAUGAAACCAACGUGUACGAUUUUGCCAAGCUAGCCAGAACUGGACGGGCGAUCGCAACGAUAUACGAGAGCAUCUCGAAGAGCGAAAAAAUUACACCAAAAUACUACAGAGUGGUCUUCAAGGGUCUUGGAUUCCCUACUUCUGUGCGGGACAAGGAGUUUGUAUAUGAGGGAUCGCCAUCUGAACGUGCCUCGGCCUUCACAGACCGCAUGCAAGAGCAAUAUCCAUCGGCCCAGAUUAUCACCGGCGGUGACGUUGAUGAGAUGGAAGGCCAGUUUUUGGUUGUUUCGGCUCUUACGCCACACCGAGACCUCUCCCAUCAAGUUUACCAAAGAGUUCGGGUACCGCAUAUAGUCCGGGACUUUUUACUAUCUUCCCAUCCUCAAGUCUUCUCCGUGACAACCAAGAGGAACACUUCUGGACCAGUGCAAGAGCAUUACGCAGAGAAAUUGGUUUUCACGGCUGCUGAGCCUUUCCCCACCCUCCUGCGCCGGAGUGAGAUCAUCGAAACUCGCGAAGUUAGGCUUACUGCCCAGGAAACCGCCUUGGAACGCAUUUCUAGAAAGACACAGGAGAUGACCACACUGGAACGCCGAUUAGCUGACGGCGAUGACUUGGUUGCUCAGCAGCUAAUUGAAGCUGUCAACGUUUCUGUCAGUCCAGUUUCUGAGAAUAGCGUUGUCCAGUACCGCAAACUGCUCCCCGAACGAACAAGUAGCGAAGAGGACACAGAUGGGGAUGAUGAUGAGGAAGGAGAUGACGAGGUCGAACUUGAUCCCCAAGAAACUGCAAUCAAAAUGACUCUGGUGGAUCAUGCCAUGAUGCUCAAGAGAUGCUUGACACUCUUUUCACGGAACAAGAACGAAGCCAUUUCCCGGAGAUAUUCGGAGCUUCAAGGCUAUUUUGAGGCAACCUUUGCACCGGAAAUUGUUUUAUUCGCACCCCGGCAGCCAGUGCUGCAACCUGUUUCAACGCCGUCCCCUACAUGGAGAGGAUCAACACCAGGCGGCGAUAAGGGCCCGCAGUGGACAAGCAUAGCUGUUCCGGUGAACGGGGUGAAAGCUGAGGAAGCAACGGUAAUUCGGCAAAUCACUCCCCGGCAACGUGGCGCGCGGUUGAGUUUCUUGGGAGGCCGAAAGAAGGAAUUAGAUGGCAGCGAGACCACCGAUCAAGCCAACGGCAACGCAGGCGAUACGAAGGCACAUGUGCGCGGCCUCAGCAAGGACAAUGCUCCCCACAACCUGUCCCAAACUCAGAGCAUUGAUAAUGCCCACCAAGACACUGACCGACCAUCUAUGGAUGAGCCUGAAACCAAGAAGAAACAGAGCGUGAGGAAGAGGUUCAGCCUGCUUAAACUUGGCAUGAAGCAUAACAAGGCUGGAGGCGCAAUGGGAAGCCUCGAUGAGGAACAAUAA